Messenger RNA from Chaetomium strumarium, 888 nucleotides. RefSeq names its product carbonic anhydrase. The transcript has a single exon. The coding region runs from base 27 to 440 and encodes 137 amino acids. Gene Ontology annotation, cellular component: cytoplasm. The record is from RefSeq and is a predicted model, not a curated record. Gene Ontology annotation, biological process: cellular response to carbon dioxide; cellular response to oxidative stress. Gene Ontology annotation, molecular function: carbonate dehydratase activity; zinc ion binding. Lineage: Eukaryota; Fungi; Ascomycota; Sordariomycetes; Sordariales; Chaetomiaceae.
UGGUGUGCAACACGGACCUCAACGUCAUGAGUGUCAUCACGUACGCGGUCGAGCACCUCAAGGUCAAGCACAUCGUCGUGUGCGGCCACUACGGCUGCGGCGGCGUCAAGGCCGCCAUGACGCCCAAGGACCUGGGCCUGCUGAACCCGUGGCUGCGCAACAUCCGCGACGUGUACCGGCUGCACGAGAAGGAGCUGGACGCCAUCGCGGACGAGGAGGCGCGCUACAACCGGCUCGUCGAGCUCAACGUGUACGAGCAGUGCCGCAACGUGGUCAAGACAGCCAGCGUGCAGCAGUCGUACGCCAAGAACAAGUUCCCCGUCGUGCACGGUUGGGUGUUUGGCUUCCAGGACGGGCUGCUGAAGGACCUGCAAGUGGACUUCCCGGGCAUGCUGAGGGACAUUCAGAAGAUCUACAACCUGACAGACAGCUCGGCUUGACGGGGGGGCUGGUUUGGCACUUUAUCUAAGGUAGUCUAUGGAAUUUAUGUACAGGACGAUAUGGAUGACUGAGGCUCAGAUUGGUAAAGGUGGUUCGGAGUACGGAGCUAGACAUCUGUUAACUUGAAAGAUGUGCAUAAGGCGGUGAGAAGGAGUUGAGGUUGAGUAAAUGCUGACUGCUUCUACUGUUAUAUGACAAAAGCAAACUUCAGUGCCUGUGCUCUAGGUGAAUGGGUGAUGAGAAUGGUGAGCGGCGUACGGUGGCUUGCUGGACUCUAUGGUUGUAGACGGGAAGUAGACAAGAUCACAGUACUCGGUGUCGGCUUGGUUGUAUUAAGCGUUUCUGUAGCAUAUCUGCAAGUACUACAUAUAGCCUUCAAGCUGCAGAUGUUUGUUUUCCAUCCGGCCGUACCUAAGGGGUGAUAUGUUUUCGAGAUCUGGAGCUGCG